AUGCGCUGGAUGGCAAUCGGAAACCCUCUUGUCAAUAACACUACCAACCACACCGCCCCCGGCACUCCACUGCGCCGCGGCCAUGGACGUCCAAUCGUAUUAGCAAAGCUCCUUCCAGACGGCGGAGCCCAGACUGGCUCCCGUGGGCGGCAUGGAGGAAUCCUACUCUUCGCUGUGGUUCGGUAUCGGGACACCGGUGUCGCGAAGCGCCUAGUUGAGCAUGGUGCGGACAUCAGCACCAGCGACGGUCGGGGAAUAAGCAUCACUACGUUUCUCGCUGGCCAACCUAUCGCCAUAGGUUCCCUGUGCGGGAGUUUGGGGACGCCGUAGUACGCGCUGCCGACGGGGGCGACCCCGCACAGAUCGCCCCAGUGUCAGACUCUUUGCGGAGCUCCGGCUGUGAAAGCCUGGAGAAAGGAGCGGAGCCUGAUGUCCCAAAUGCUACCGGCUUAACGGCUCUCCACACCACGCCUUCUCCGGAAGUGGGACACUCGAGAAUUCCCAAGAAUUACCGGAAAUUGGACGGACAUCAACCUGCACAGUCGUAAUGACCAGACGCCGCUCCUCUUCGCCGCUAGUAAUUACCGGUAACUACCGUAGAGAGGGCUGGUCGAGGGACCAACCAAUCACGGAACCCACGCCACUGCCCAGUGCAACGAUGGACGCAGCGUGGCGUACUAGGCGGGCUUCCAUCGCAUGAAGGAUGUUGUCCGAGUGCCUAUUGGGAAGCUGCUGCUCGUGGAGGGUUUGGGCUGGAUUGAACAUGAUGAGCACAUGCUACUGCCUUGGGUGGGUUAUU
Molecule: messenger RNA, 799 nt
Organism: Tuber melanosporum (Perigord truffle)
Lineage: Eukaryota; Fungi; Ascomycota; Pezizomycetes; Pezizales; Tuberaceae
Exons: 1
Coding region: 1-330 (109 amino acids)
Source: RefSeq, a predicted model, not a curated record